UUCCGCCUAUUGUGGUGCCUGUAGGGGGCGCCAUGUGUUGGACAUUUGCGAAAGGACCCAUUUAAAGAGUGAUUAAAUUUGUUGUUAAUACCAGCAAAACGCUUAAAAUGGCUUGGUGCAGCAAAGGUGUGUGAGCAUCCCGUGUCCGGAGAAACAGUGGCGGCGCCAGACCCACCUCCAAGCCGUCCCGGGGCCUCCCCCGGGGCAUGAACGGAGAAGGCACAACCAUGGAUAACUACCGGGCUUCUAUGCACACGUGGAACCCACCGGUGGUGAUCAAACAGGAACCAGAGUAUGACCUGUAUGGAGACACAGCACAGAGUCAUCACAACCAUCAUCCACAGCAGCACCAGCUGCAGCAUUCGCACCAACCGCAGAACCCAUCGCCACAGCACCAUCAGUCAGGCUCUGAAUUUGUGAGGUCACCGUACUUUCAGCAGCAGUCCCAAUACAUGAUGCCUCCGGAGAAUGGCUGCCACUACCGCAUGGCCGAGGUGGGCCAGCCAGAGGAUGAGGAAGACAGCCCUGGCACACCCAAAAAGCGUGGCCGCAAGAAGAAAAUCAAGGUGGAAGACCAGGAGCUGGCAUUGGGUCUUGAGCCGGGGCAGCCCGUUCCUGUGAUCCGGAAACGUGGUCGACCGCGGAAAUAUCCCAUCGCUGAAGGGCUUGACAACAUGGAUGAUGGCCGCCGCCCUCUGAAGCAGGAAAAGAUAACGGAUUCGUUCAAGCAGAGAAAGCGUAUUGACCGCUUCGAGGGCAUGCCUGAGGAAGAAGUUGCCAAGCGGACCUUGCCCGACCAUUUGGUGCCCAACCUGGACAUUGUCAUCAUUGGCAUCAACCCUGGCCUUUUCGCUGCUUUCAAAGGUCACCAUUAUGCUGGUCCUGGGAACCAUUUUUGGCGCUGCCUGUUCUUGGCUGGCCUCAUUCCGGAACCCAUGACGGCUGUGGAUGACUUCAAACUUAUCCAGUAUGGAAUUGGCUUCACCAACAUUGUGGCUCGCACGACACGAAGCAGUGCUGAUUUAUCCAGGAAAGAGAUCAAGGAAGGUGCGGAGAUACUCCUGGACAAACUAAAAAUAUUCCAGCCCCGCAUAGCAGUCUUUAAUGGGAAAGGAAUAUAUGAGAUUUUCUCUGGAAACAAGAACUUUGUGUUUGGGCGACAGCCAGAGCCAAUUGAAGGGACCAAUGUGUCAGUGUUCGUGAUGCCAUCUUCAAGUGCUCGGUGUGCUCAGCUGCCCAGAGCAGUAGACAAGCUGCCAUUCUAUGUGGCACUGAAGAAGUUGCGUGACCACCUGCGAGGGCACCUACCCAUGCUGCACCCAUCCGAGGUUACGUUCCCGGACGUUAAACUCAAGGUUGAGACAAAGGAAGAGCCAUGUGAUGAUGAAGAUGCAGCCACAAAUGAAUCGGACCCUUUUUCUACAGAAGGCACAGAUGACGGAAGCUCGGGAUAUGAUGGAAGCAACACUUUUCAUGUGCAGGUCGUCAGCACAGGUUUGUCGCAGGUCAAGGAGGAGUCUGGGGACCACAUGAUGUCUGGAAGCUACCCGCCCGAACAGCCUAAGAAGCGGGGCCGCAAGAAGAAAACUGCCGAGGCUGCAGUCCACACACCAUCUGACUACAGCCCUGCAGCUAUUGGGAUGCACCCCCCACAGCCACCAGUGCAACACCAGCGUCUCCAACCAGUGCACCACGUGCCCAAUAACCACAUGUCACCACAGCAGCAGCAGCAGCAGCAGCAGUCGAUGCACCUUCAUUCCCAGCAGCAGCAGCAGCAGCAGGUUGGCCCCUCAGACGAGCAGCAGCAGCAGCAGCAGCAGCAGCAGCAGCAGCAGCAGCAGCAGCAGCAGCAGCAGCAGCAGAUGGAUUACCACAGCACUGCGAGCGGCUACUACAAUGCACAGUACAAUCAGCAACGGCUGGUCCAGCAACCGCCACAUUACUACCAGGACGGCUUCCCUGAUGUUCACCCACCCCCACAGCAUGGGACCCAGUCGUAUGGCCAGUGGAGCGGUGGGGCACAGCAGCCCUUGGAGUACGCGUGUGAGCAGCCGGCCGAGCCAAGCCCCCCAGGGUCUAACUGGGCCUACCCGUCAACCUAUUCGGAGGAUCUCUGCCGUGCUGCUGAGUUCCCGUCCUGGCUCAAGCAGGAGCCACUGGACUCGUGCGAGACUGGAGGCGGCUACUGCUGAAAGCUGUUCACUCAGAAAGCAGCCAAGUCUGGGAGGAGUGACAACCACUACCAGUGCACUGUCACCCUUGUGUGUUCAUCUCGUACCUGCAUUUGGCGAGUCCUGUGCAGCCCAGAGACAUAAGCCAAGCAGCUUCUUUCUGGUUUGAAUAUGUGCACUUUCACUGUAGAGCUCUGCCACACAAGAGCAGAACCACUCAGAGCAGGUUGUGACAUCACCUUCAACAUUUCUGCAAGCCAAUAUGUGCCAGAUGUCUGCAGUGGCUGACCUGCAUUUGGGAGAAGACUUCUGUGUCAAGGUUGCUUGUGGGAAACUGCGAUCUCACCCAACAAAUCAUGUCAUGGUAGCAAGGAGGAGAAGGAACACAGCUUUGUCUUUCAGAUAAUCUGAACAAAUUAAGGCCUCCAAAGGAUUCUCAGCAAUUUGGUUAGCAUAAACGCAAUGUAAUCUAUUUUUGGCCACUCUAGCCAAAAUGUGCAAGUCAUGGUGAAAUUUAAAGCUUAUCUGCAAUCACUGUCAUUGGGUUUCAACAGUCUUACAUAUGCGUCACUUGUUAACCCAACACUGGUUAAAACAAAAAUGUGCUUUUGUGUGGACUCAAUGAAUCGAGUCACUUUGCAUGAGUUUUAUGUUACGACAAGAGUAAACUGUGCAUAAUCAACCAGGUAUGGCUAGCUGACAAUCUAUGAUAGCAUUUCAUACAUUAGCCAAACUUUGCUGGCGCACAUUUCUUGAGGGUAUUAUACUUGAAUCGUCAAUCCAUCUGCUUGUUCUGAGAAGUAUGUUAAGAAAUUUCUUGUUUCCUAAAAAUUUCAGCUAGAAGUAUCAGCUAGUGUUACCUCAGCUGAAAUAAACAAAAACCAAAAACAAACAAGAAAACAUGAGUACUAAACUUUUUUUUUUAAAUCAGGAGUGAAUAAAAAGGAAUUCAUGCAUGUGCACAAAUUUUUGUUCUAGAGACUGCCAUGUCAGCUAACCCAAGAAUGUAAUCAUGAAAUUAACAGAAAGAUUGAAAGUUGGAUUACCUUCAGAUGGCCAAUGUGUAGAAGGCAGACGAUACAUCUCAGAAGAAGCUGCUUCUUUCUUCUUUUUUUUUAGCUCACAUCCAUUGUGGUAUACAAAUGGCGCUGACAUGUAAUACUGCAUGCUGGUGAAGAAGGCCAUACCAUGAGGUCACCAUUGUAAGAUAAAAGGAAGACAAAAAUUCCCUGCAUUCAUUUUUUUUUUCUGCUAUUGUGGUCUACCAAAAGGCAUGACUGAGUGUGAAUUGAUGUGCUGCAGAGGUGACAACACAUGGACACUGAUGAAAAACCAAGAAAGGAACACGGACCUUGGCAGCCGCCGUUUUUUCGUCAGUGUCUGUGUGUGACUGCAGCGCAUCAAUUCACCUUCAGUCAUGCCAUACCAACACGCCCCAGUCAAAGUACUUUUGAACCAAAAGGCAGUUCCAGAAAGACUUAGUCUACAAAAAUUAACUUCCUAAAUGUAAUUUUUUCAGAUAUACUUCUGACCUCGUGGCUGCAUUGUUCAAGUUCUUAUGUUCUCCUGCACAAUGUCAUUGUAGUUGUGAGGUAAAUAUUACAUGUGCAAAGGCCACAUAUUUAUUGAACAUGUAGGCACUGUCAGCAUGUCGUCUGUCAAUAACUGUACACUUCUGAUGUUAUAAAUAAUAUAUAUGUUUUGUUCUGAGUUUGCCAUAUGGCUUCAAAAUUCAUACUUGUAAUUGCAUGUUCUGCUUUGAUGCUGGAAAUUCCAAGAAAAUUGGUAGACCCAUAAAUGAAGCUAGGAUGUAGUCCCUAUGAGAGAGUAUCAUUUCACACACAACCUCUGCUUUUUGCACUUGAUCUUAACAAAAAUCACCAAACACUUCAUACAGAAUCUGGUGCAAUAACGGAAUAUAGCAGACUGAUGUGCAGGAUUGGUGAUGCCUACAAAUGUGUAAAUGCUGUGAACUGCAGGCACAUAAUAAUUCUGGGUUCCCUCUGUGCUGUGUUACAAUGGUCCUUGAGCUGUCAGGCAUCUCCCAAAUAAGGUAAUGCACCCCAAUUACAUUAUGGCAUGCACACCUGGCUGAGGCAAUAAUUAAUUAUACCAAGGUGCUUAGCUUUUAGCACCACUGUGCAAUUUAAAGACUGGUGUAGUUUAGCUGUUUUCCUCUAACAUUUUUUUAUAUUAUGAGUGUACAGAUGCAUUUAUCCUUGUGAUAGGAUGCAGUCUGAAAUCUUGCAUAAAAACUCAUGUGAGUUAUUUUGGCUUCCUUGUUUUAUAGAUUGCAUUACUGUGACAGUUGCAUUUUUUUUCCUCCUCGCAUCACUUGUGUGUCCUAGUAGAAAAGCACAACUGAUUAUUUCAAUUUUUACUGCCCAUAAUGAAGUGCUAAGAUCUUGUGCAUGAGCAAGUUUAUGUCCUCAAAUAUUUGCAUUCUAGUGUGUCAAAUAUGGGAGAAAAUGCUAAGGAGAUAUACGUGCAUUUCCAAGUGUAUAAACGUGGUGCAUAAAUCUGGUUGUAUGUACAGCAUAAGUUGAGCUUAGCCUUUAUAUUGUGCUGAUUAUGGAACUGGCAGAUGUUGCUCGUAGCCAUUGUGCUAAAUCAAAAGCACAAAUGUGUAUGUACUCUCAGUCCAUUUGCUUAUAAUUGGUGCUAAAUAGCUUCAGAAGAACUCUGUAUAGUUUGAAGUUGUUUUAAAAUAGCGGGGGCACGUUGGAAUCCUGCCUGUCUGCAGCUGGUCUUUGACCUUAUAGAGCGCUCCUCACCAACUUUGGUCAUGGCAAGUGUGACAAAAUGUUACUCCUGUGUAAGCAGUAGACACAGAUUCGCACGAUAGCUCUUAUUCCAAGAGCAGCCAAUGUGUAUAUGUUUGAAAACUGUACGGUACCUUUGAUAAACACUCUUCAGCUGAAUUUCUUAAGACAAACUGAUUUUCCCUAUUAGUUUAGUUUAACAUAGCUACAUGUAACUCGGGUGCAAAGCUGUUUACAGGAUAUGCUUACAACACUUUUAUAUCAAUAGUAAAGGAAGUGUACCGUAGGGGUUUAUGUGUAAGUGAUGAGUUGAGACAAUAGAGGCUAUAGACUAAGAGAUACAGAAGAGUGCCGAUCAGUUUACUACUGGCUCAUGGUCUCAUAUCGAACAAGUGAUCACUUUUCAUGUCCUAUUUUGUUUUGCAACACACGGGGUCCUCACGACUAAAUUAUUCAUCCACUAGAAUUGAAAACUGCUGUUCUCUGUGAAUGUGGCAGUUUGAAAACAGAGCUGCUUCAGUGUCACCUGCUUUGUCUUCUUCAGCACUGGAGGAAAGUCAGUGCACAGACAUUCUCUGAUCAAUAGGGGUGAUACCGGAUAGACAACAAAAUUCAACGUUUGAACAUAUUGGGAAGGCCAAGAUUGACACAAUACACAUCGUGCAAGUCACAGCGCAGUCUCAAAAGUGUGGCAAGGAGAGCUGUGCAGGCUUGAGGUGCAAUUCACAUCCACCUGUAAAUACUGUAGUAUAAAGUUUUUAGCCGCUAGGAAUUUGACAGUCUUUCUGAGGCACAGGACACGUAAUGCUUCGAAGAUGUUCAGUUAUUGUUUAAAGCAGACAACUGUGGCCACAACAUGGCAACUGAAUAUGAGAUGUUCUGGUACAUCUGCUCGAUUUUGACGUGUUUUAUUUAUUUAUGUGAAAAAUGGCCUUGAUCCUGGUUAUAUGUUAGAAAUUACAGCAUUAGGUAUUUCAUGUAGCAGGGUUUUUUUUUUUUUUUUGUGAACAAUGGUUUGCUGAUUCGAAAGUUAAAUAUUCUUGACCGUAUAGCUUGCCAGUAAUUGAUCUAGUACUUCUGCAAGGUAAUAUUCUACAACGUACCAUCAGUUUCAAUUUUGGACAGAAUAAAUUUUGGACAAACUUAUCAAAAGUAUUUUGAUAAGUUUUAUUACUUCAUGCAAGUUCAUGAGGCACCAUGCAUAAAAUAAGAUGCAAUGCUGUGCUGAUUGGUAACUGAGCAUACUGGAAAAACAGAGCAAUUAUGGGACACUGAGCACAUUGUCACGCAUCUGUUUGUGUGUCCAGUGUCCCUGCUGUUUUUCUAGUACACAAUGUACACCUGUGAAUGUAAUAUGUUAUAGAAUGUAUUCAUGGGCCAAGGUUAUCAUGGAAACUAACAAUGAAAAAAACAAAAACAAAAAAAACCUAUAGGUGGAACUCUGCCAUUUACUUUCACUUUUCCAUACAUUGUUAAUCUACAAGUUCAUCAUUUUACACAGCUGCAUUUAACAUGUUUUGCUUUAUCUUAAUAUGCAUUACCAUGGUGGCACAGUGUAUAUACAGUUUUCUUUCAUGUUCAAGGUUAAACAUUGCUUUGCUGCACUUGUCACAAGAAUUGCAGAAAUUAUACACAUGCUUGGCUCUUUUCCAACCGUAAAGUUUACUUCUCAGCACAGCACUAAGUUUACUUAUAUGUUUGCCUUUCAUUUAGCCUAUGCAUUCAACACCCUUACUUCCAGUUGCACUGACAGAAACCCAAAAAUGCUUGUUGGCAUAGCCUCAGUUGUAUCUUUAAGUGCCUAGCACUGCUUUGAAUGCAUCCUGCAAGACAGCUUUCGGCUAUGAAACCUACAUGCACUGUUAUGUGCAUGUGCAGCUGUCAUGUGCUGUGCUUUUCUGUUUAGGGGUCAUGUUUGUAGUUAAAGUGUGUUUGGUUAACUCUGAGCUUGGGAGCUGCUGCUUGUUCUGCGUUAUUCUCUUUGAAUGUCUGUUUAUGUAUUCACCUAGGAGGGCACCAAUCUCCUCUGAUUAGACAAUGGAGCUGUUCAUCUCACUUUAAGGUUAGAAAGCAAGUUUUAAUGUUUUCACAGAAGUGGGCUACAUGUGUUUUGAUUUUGCUCCAUGCGAUGUACACCUCAUCAUUGGAUGCAUCAUUCACAAUGAGAUGAGUGCUUGGGCACAAGAACUUUCAUUGCAUUCUGAUGAGCAUGGGAAGAAAUCUAGCCAGCGGCACUGAUGCAAGAUGUGCUGUGUUCUGCUGAUUAUGUGCCAAGCUUUACCUGAAUCUCCACCCUGGAACAGCAAACUGCUCAAAAUGUGGGUUUUUGCAUAAAUGACACUGCAUGUAAGUUAUAUAGUGCAUGUGCAUUUCUUUUUUUUUUUCUUUUUUUUUUUGUAAUGGUGUUGGAGGUAGAUCAUGCGCAAACAAAUGCAGUGUUUUCUGGGACACACAGAAAGGCUUCAGGUGCAGCCAAAUGCAAAAAAAUAAAUAAGAAUAACUGCUUCCACUGCACAUUCUGGUUCACCACUGGUGAUGAAUGAUGAACCUGCAUUGCCUGUUGUAGAAGCCUGUCUUUUUGAAAAUAGUGGCAUUGCAGAGGGUAUAUAAGAGCUUCACACUCUGACAAGCUGUUUUCCAUCACAAGUUCACAGUAGUCAAUAAGUGCUGAUCGUGUGAUCUGCUGCAUCCCUGCCACUCACCCAGUCCUUUUCUGUGGAAAAUGAGCCAGCGUGCCAAGCAAACUAAUCACUGGCUUGCAGCGUGAAUUAUGCAUACAGUUUCUCAGUACAAAGAAGCAUAAAAACUUUAGCACUGGCACGAUCACUUAACUAGUGAUCCCAUUGAGCUCUU
Messenger RNA from Dermacentor silvarum, 7786 nucleotides. RefSeq lists its product as uncharacterized. The transcript has 14 exons. The record is from RefSeq and is a predicted model, not a curated record. NCBI's taxonomy places the organism in Eukaryota, Metazoa, Arthropoda, Arachnida, Ixodida, Ixodidae. Gene Ontology annotation, molecular function: mismatch base pair DNA N-glycosylase activity. The coding region runs from base 207 to 2192 and encodes 661 amino acids. Gene Ontology annotation, cellular component: nucleus. Gene Ontology annotation, biological process: base-excision repair, AP site formation.